Papaver somniferum (opium poppy) is the source of this 3165-nucleotide messenger RNA. Its product is annotated as probable transmembrane GTPase FZO-like, chloroplastic. Bases 218 to 2953 code for a protein of 911 amino acids. Gene Ontology annotation, biological process: thylakoid membrane organization. NCBI's taxonomy places the organism in Eukaryota, Viridiplantae, Streptophyta, Magnoliopsida, Ranunculales, Papaveraceae. Gene Ontology annotation, molecular function: GTP binding. Gene Ontology annotation, cellular component: chloroplast membrane. The record is from RefSeq and is a predicted model, not a curated record. The transcript has 11 exons.
AAUAAGUUGUCGGAUACGUACAACCGACUCACAUUUGAUAAGUUCCCGUCCCUAUCCACUUCUCCCCACAUCCUUUAUGGAGAACCUCUGAACCAGAAAAACACCAGUAGGAAGAAGAUAAUGUUUCUGAAUUUCCUCUCAAAAUCAAAACCCUAAUUUUCCAAAAUACGCAGUAAUUUGAAAGCCCUAGUUCAUAAUCUCAGGGUAUUCUUCUUCCAUGGUAUCUCUACUCUCUAACACUGGUCCAGUUCACUUGACGAAACUCCCUCUCCUCAGCAAAACCUUAAUUUCAAAUUUCCCUCAUUAUGACAAUCCAUUACUCAAACUCCGAGGUCAAAGAUCUAAACUUUCAAUCAAUUCAAUUGGAAAAAAUGCAUUCCAAUCAAAUCAACAGCAACCACCAAGGACAUUAUUUCCUGGUGGAUUUAAAAGACCUGAGAUCAAAAUCCCUACUUUGAUAUUACAAUUGAGCACUGAAGAUGUUUUGAGAAAAGGGGAAGAAGAAGAAGUACUGAAUUUGAUUGAUAUUGCCGUAUCUAAAUUGGUUGGUAUUGUAAUUCUUGAUGAUAGUGAAGGAAAUGGUAAUGGUGGAAGAUUUUAUGAAGCAGCUAGGUUAUUGAAAUCAGUGAUUAGAGAUAGAGCUUUUCUACUUAUUGCUGAACGUGUUGAUAUUGCUUCUGCUGUUGGUGCUAGUGGUGUUGUUCUUUCUGAUCAAGGGCUACCAGCAAUAGUGGCAAGGAAUAUGAUGAUGGAAUCAAAAUCUGACAACACUGUGAUACUCCCAUUAGUUGGGAGAUGUGUAAAUACUGCUGAUGCUGCUUUAAGUGCAUCUAAUUCUGAAGGUGCUGAUUUUCUUAUAUAUCUCAAUUAUAGAGGAAACAAUUUGGACACCAUAUUCCAAACUGUCAAAGUGCCGGUGUUUGCAACAUUUGGUUUGAAAGGGGAGCAGUUAAAGCUAGCUGAUGCAUCAAAGUUAUUUCAGUCAGGUGCUGGUGGAUUGGUUGUUUCUUUGGAUGAUCUGAAGCUGCUCAGUGAUGAUGCUUUGAGAAAUUUGUUUACUCCUGUGAGUAAUAAAACUCAGGACGACAGUAGAAUUAUGGAUAGGGUGGAGCAAGGAAAAAAUGGAGUCAUCCCCUCUAUUGACGUGGACGAGAAAGAAGCAGAGUUCAUAGAAAUGGAGAAAAUUGUUUUACAAGAUGCAAUAUCUAUAAUCCAAAAAGCUGCUCCGCUGAUGGAGGAAGUUUCACUUCUCAUUGAUGCAGUUUCCCGACUUGAUGAGCCGUUUUUGCUGGUUAUAGUGGGUGAGUUUAACUCUGGCAAAUCAACUGUUAUAAACGCUCUUCUCGGAAGAAGAUACCUCAAAGAAGGAGUUGUCCCCACAACUAAUGAGAUCACUUUGCUGUGUUAUGCUGAGAUGGAUACUUUUGAGCAAGAACGCUGUGAAAGGCAUCCAGAUGGUCAAUUCAUAUGCUAUUUACCUGCUCCAUUUCUGAAAAAGAUAAACCUUGUUGAUACACCUGGCACAAAUGUGAUUCUCCAAAGACAACAACGUCUCACCGAAGAGUUUGUACCCCGGUCGGAUUUGGUUGUUUUUGUUAUCUCUGCUGACCGACCAUUAACUGCAAGCGAGGUUGCUUUUCUCAGUUAUAUACAACAAUGGAAGAAAAGGGUCGUGUUCGUCUUGAAUAAGUGUGAUCUCUAUCAGAGUAACAGUGAGCUUGAGGAAGCCAUUGCGUUCAUUAAAGAAAACAUACAGAAGCUGAUGAAUACAGAACAUGUCAUAUUAUAUCCUGUUGCUGCACGGUCAGCUAUCCAAGCCAAACUCUCCGUGGGUUUGGAUGGUGGUAAAAAUAACGAGGAAUUAUUGGGGACAGAUACCCGUUGGAUGAGCAGUGGUUUUGAUGAACUUGAGAAAUUCUUGUUUAGCUUUUUGGAUAGAUCAACAGAUGCAGGAAUGGAUAGAAUGAGGCUUAAGCUUGAGACACCAAUUAGAAUUGCAGAUAGAUUGAUUAUUGCAUGUGAAACCCUUGUAAUGAAAGAGCGUGAAUCUGCCAUUCAGGAUUUAGCUUCGGUUAAUGAAAUAGUUGGUAGGGCGAAAGAUUAUGCAGAGAAGAUGGAAUACGAGAGUAUGUCAUGGAAGAGGCAGACUUCGUCACUUAUUGAAGCUGCCAGGGCAAGGAUUGUGAGGCUUAUAGAGUCUACUCUUCUACUAUCAAAUUUUGAUCUUGUUGCUUCCUAUGUUUUUAAAAGAGAGAAGUUCAACCUAAUGCCUGUUAGCUCAAGAGCUCAAAGUGACAUCAUUGACCCGGCAAUUUCAGAUGCACAAAAGCUUCUUGAGGAAUAUAAGAUGUGGUUACAAUCAAAUAGUUCUCGCGAAAGGAUGCUGUAUAAUGAAUCUCUUGAGAAGAGAUGGCCUCCAUCUUUAGACCAGCACGAUCAGCCACAUUUUGGAACUCAUGACUUACAAAAGAGGGAAGACCUCAGCGUGAAACCUCUAGAGAACUUUAGUGCUUCUGCUGCUGCAAAGCUUUUUGACCAAGAAAUCCGUGAAGUGGUAUUGGGAACAUUUGGAGGACUAGGAGCUGCUGGCCUAUCUGCUUCCCUUCUAACAACUGUGCUACCAACCACAAUGGAGGACCUUCUUGCUUUAGGCCUUUGUUCUGCUGGAGGUUUCUUAGCGGUAUCAAAUUUGCCAACUCGUCGAAAGGAGAUGGCAGAAAAGGUGCGGAGGACAGCAGAUGCUGUGGCACGUGAACUCGAGGAAGACAUGCGUAAAGAUCUUUUGCAAAAUAUCGAGGAUCUAGAUAACUUUGUGAAAUCCAUUAGUAAGCCUUAUCAGGAUGCAGCACAACAAAGAAUAGAAAGUUUGUCAAAGACACAGGAAGAGUUGACAGGUAUCCAGAAGAAACUGCAAAAUCUACAAUUCAAAAUUCAGAACUUGCAUGUAUCCUGAACCCAUUUUGUUCAUUCACAACUGCUGUAGUGUAAGACCAUGUAUGUAUAUGUUAAAGACUCAAAUAGGUUUGGGUGUCAAAUAGGACCAUAAUGUUGUGGCAUGAUUUUCAGUUGUAUCAAUUAAUAUAACAAUAUGUGCCAAGCAAAAUAAAUGUAGUGAUAUGUAUAUUAAAACCAAAUGAAAGUAAUAAAUUUUGUUUUAGAUGUUCA